Molecule: messenger RNA, 4164 nt
Organism: Pseudonaja textilis
Lineage: Eukaryota; Metazoa; Chordata; Lepidosauria; Squamata; Elapidae
Source: RefSeq, a predicted model, not a curated record
GAAAGCGUGUGUAGUGGGGCGGGGGAAAAAAAAGAAAAAAAAGAAAGAGGCCAAGUCCGUAGUCCCGGUUUGUACAUGUCUCUUUCCUUUUCGGGGGGCUGUGCAUCUACAGGCGAGCAAAACGGGACUCUAUACAUUUUCUGCACCAGUCACUCUUUUUCCUAUUGGGAAGGCAUCCGGUUAUUCAUGCUACUCGGGUGCAGGAGCGGGGCUUUUUACCCCCAGCUAACUCCCUGGCAGCCGCUGAAUAACCAUAGAAAAAACUCUUGAUCCCUCCAAUUGCGAGUUCUUGGACGAAGAUUUUUUUUUUAAUCAUUAUUACCGGUUUCGCUUGGCGACGUGGGCAUUUUUCAUUUUUUUGGUAGGGUUUUUGUGUCUGUAUCUUAAGGAUUUUUUUUUAGUAGUGGGCGUGCUGCUUCUGCCGAGACACCGAGUACAGUAUUAGGAGAGGGUGAAAGACGGGGGCAAAAAAAGCCACCCACUUGUGAACGCCAGAGUGGGGGAAGAGGUGAGAGAGAGAAAAGUAGGAUUGGCAGCUGUUUUGGUUUUUUUUUACUUUUUUUUAAAAGCAAGGCACUCUUUUCACUUAGAGAGCCGGGAGUCUGCUCUCAAACUCGCAGUGCAAAGUUGCGGCGAGAGGCGUGCGCAAGUAGCUGGAGAGGCAAACGCGGUGUGGAGCUACAACUACUUCCCGGAGGGAGUCGUGCCUUAAAUAACGGAGGAACCAAGCGCUGGCCAAAGGGGGCUUGGAGAGCUCCGAACUGAGCGGCAAAGUUGAGGGUCUUGUUUCCAGCGGGUGGCCAAGCUGAGCUCCACCGACUUCCCCGCAGCCGCUGCGGCGCGCGCCGAGCCCCCAAAAUGGUGCAGCAGACGAACAACGCGGAGAACACGGAAGCCCUCCUGGCCGGUGAGAGCUCGGACUCCGGGGCCAGCAUCGAACUGGGCAUCGCCUCUUCUCCCACUCCGGGCUCGACUGCUUCGACCGGGGGCAAAGCGGACGAUCCGAGCUGGUGCAAGACGCCCAGCGGGCACAUCAAGCGGCCCAUGAACGCCUUCAUGGUGUGGUCUCAGAUCGAGCGGAGGAAGAUCAUGGAGCAGUCCCCGGACAUGCACAACGCGGAGAUCUCCAAGCGCCUGGGCAAGCGGUGGAAGCUGCUCAAGGACAGCGACAAGAUCCCUUUCAUCCGGGAGGCGGAGCGGCUGCGCCUCAAGCACAUGGCGGACUAUCCCGACUACAAGUACCGACCCAGGAAGAAGGUGAAAUCGGGCACGAACUCUGGGAAGCCGGGUGAGAAGAGCGGGGGUGGAGGGAGUGGCGGCGGCGGCGGCAAUCAGGGAGCAGCCGCCUCCGCUGCUGCUUCCAACUCUUCCAAGCUUGCCCAGAAAAAGGGCAGUGCCGCCAAACUCUCUCCCAGUGGCGCCGGCAAGCCGCAUCCCAAACUCAGCCCGAGCGGAGGAGGCGGCACAAAAGCUCCGUCCUCUUUUGCAUCGGAACAGCCGGCUGCCCUCCUGCCCCCGGAGCACCAUUCUCUCUACAAAUCCCGCGCCGCCUCGCCGGGCUCCUCCUCGCCCUCCAGCAGCAGCAGCAGCAGCCAUAGCAGCAGCCGGCAUCUCCCUGAGAAGAAGGCCAAGCGGCUCUUCCUCUUCUCCCACUCGUCGCCCGGCGGCGCCGUUCCGGCCAGCCCGACCCUCAGCACUUCCACAGAAGCCAGCGACCCGUUGAGCCUCUACGACGAAGUAGCGGCCAUGGGCGGACGCCCGGACGGCGGGGGCGAGCCCUCCGCUUCCCCCGUGGGCGACUGCUCCCCUUCGGACCACCGAAGCUACACCAGCCUGCGGGCGCCGUCGCCGACCCUUUCGACCUCGCACUCUUCGUCGGCUUCCUCCUCCGCCUCCUGCGCUUCCUCCUCCUCGGACGACGAGUUCGAAGACGACCUGUUGGACCUCAACCCCAGCCCGGGCUUCGACAGCAUGGCGCUGGGCAGUCUGAGCUCCUCGGUCCUCGACAGGGAUCUGGAUUUUAACUUGGAGCCUGGCUCCGGCUCUCACUUUGAGUUCCCAGACUAUUGUACCCCGGAGCCGAAGUACGAGAGAAGCACGUUUCAGACUCCGGUGAGAAUCUAGUGGCUUAAACAGGAAUGGCAACUUUACAAGCAGGAGGGGGUGGAAAUCUCGCACAUCUUUUGCUGGUUGAAUUGGAAGGGAGGGAGAUUCUGCGAUGUGUAUUAGAUGUGUCCUUUGGGUUAGGAGCUGAAUGCUGGUGCUCUAAAACAAAUCUGCAGAGCUGCAGCCAAUUUGCGUUUUUGGAAGGUUCUCUUGUUAUACAUCAAAAGGGAUGGGGGGAAAGAGGAUGGCCCUGGGAACUGGACCGAGCCCUAAAUGGAAUGAAAAGGCAAGACAAGCAUUUGUAAACUGAACUGGAAAUUCGGCUGAAAACAAAAAUAAUAAAAUCGAAAAGGAUUUGCACGUAUGUGGGAGAAGGUGGUGAUUUUCUUUGCCACCCAUUACCUUAUAUUCAUAGAAAUCAUAUGUGGAAUUUCAGCAACACAUAACUUUUUUUAAAAUGGAAACAUUCUAUAGAACAUACCAACUGUAAUAAUGUGGUACACAUUACAGGGGAAAUUGAGGGCGAUUGCUCUUUCUUGCAAAAAUGUGUUUUUCUUACUCAGAAUCGUGAUGGUGUUGGAUUAUUUCUCUGGUGGGUUUUAAUAUAGCAUGUUAUCCUAUCUUUUGGAGGGUUUUUUUUGUAAGACUGUUGAACAGUUUAAAAAGAAAUAGUGUUAGAAUAAUAUAAAAAGCAGAUAGAUGGCGCUAUGUUUGAUUCCUUCAAAAAUUAUCACCAGCUUUUUUUCACUCUUAACUCUUUAAAGGAUUCAAACGCAACUCAAAUCUGUGCUGGACUUCAAAAAAGAACACAGGACCAAAUUUUUCCUCAGUGUGUGUGUGUGUAUGUGUGUGUGUUCCUCUGUAGCUGUAAAUGAAGACUUUUUUCACACCAGGAUUCAUUCUUGAAAUGUUUUUUUUUUUCUUUCUAAAUGGAAUUGGAUGCCAUUUUAUAAGUGAAGUAUUUAUACUGGCCAAAUGUUUUUACUUGUAUUCCUUUGUCCUUUUUUUGAUAGUUCUGUUUGUUACCCACACCAUUUUUAUGUCACCUUCACUGAAGGGCUAGAGUUUUAACUUUUAAUUUUUAUAUUUAAAUGUAGACUUUUGACACUUUUAAAAACAGAAGAGAAGAUGAAAACGUUUGAUUAUUUUCUCAGUGUAUUUUUGUAAAAAAUAUAUAAGGGGUGUAAAUUGCUGUUUUGGAUUUCCUGAUUAUAAAUAGGGCUGCUGGUUAAUCUCUCACACAAAAUCAGUCCCUACUUUCAUCAUGUUUACACUCCAAUCUGCAGGCUUCUUAAAGAGACAGUAUCUCUUCUAUCUACCAUUCAACUCUACUUGUGAGUUGACAGAGGGAUUGAACUCUAAUUCACUGUAGGGCUAAUUUCUAACAAAUCUUCCCUCAAAAUAAAUGUUACAUUGUACAGAGAAAACAAUAUUUUUCAGGAAAAAGGGAUCCUGUAGCUUUAACUUCAAAACCACAUCUUUUGCACUUUUUGUAAGCAAAAACAAAGUAAAUAAAAACCAUGCCAUUUAAAUCACUGGACCUAUCUAAAUGCCGAUUUGAGUUCGCAACACUAUGUACUGCAUUUUUCAUUCUUGUAUUUGACUAUUUAAUCCUUAUACUUGUCGCUAAGUAUAAUUGUUUUAGUCUCUUAUGGCAUGAUGAUAGCAUAUGUAUUCAGGUUUAUAGCUGUUGUGUUUAAGAUGAGAAAAAGUGAAAACAUCUUUGUACAUUUAAGUCUGUAUAAUAAUAAGCAAAAAAGAUUGUGUGUUUAUGUAUGUUAAUAUAACAUGACAGGCAUGAGGACAUCUGCCUAAUGAAGAGGUUCCGUUAAGGGUUUUUUAAUCUUUGGUUUCCUUUUUAGUUUUUUGGUCAUCCAUCCUGUGCAAUAUGCUGUGUGGAAUAUCUUUGUCUAAGGAUCUGCCCAUAAUAACAAUGUUGGGUGGGGAGGGGAGGGGAGGGGAAAGCUGGCUAAUAAAAGCCAAGUUCACUGCCUGUCAGAUUGUCAAUAUUCUUUCUGUAAAUAACCUUUUCCCCAAAGGAAAUAAAAUCAGCUGGAA